Protomyces lactucae-debilis is the source of this 2652-nucleotide messenger RNA. RefSeq names its product kinase-like domain-containing protein. Gene Ontology annotation, biological process: protein phosphorylation. Bases 291 to 2204 code for a protein of 637 amino acids. Gene Ontology annotation, molecular function: protein kinase activity; ATP binding. The record is from RefSeq and is a predicted model, not a curated record. Lineage: Eukaryota; Fungi; Ascomycota; Taphrinomycetes; Taphrinales; Protomycetaceae. The transcript has a single exon.
GGAAGAUGUCGUUCUCUGGAAUCCCUGGACAGGCUGCAGUAAGAUGGCUGAUUUUGGUCCUGAAGAUGGCUAUCAACAGAUGGUCUGCGUCGAAGCAGGGGCAGUCUCUAGAUGGCACACGCUUGGCGCCGGUGAGAGCUUCACGGCAAGCCAAACGGUCACGGCGAUGCUCUGAAAACAGGAUUUCGCAGGGCUGUAAUGAGAAAGCGGCAAGGACCAUAAGCUCGUUCAUGGACAAUGUAGAUAAAGGCUAGGUAUCGAGCUUGUAUGACAUAUACAGCAUUAUUGCCAUGAUAGAAUGCAUCGACGCGACGCGCUUGCAACUUUCAAGCAACUCCACAAAUUCGCCGACAAAAACAACGUCAAAUUCGUUAACCCUGGCACUGCUGUGUGCUGUCCAAUGUGAUGGCCCUUCUCGUGCGCAGGCCAAGCGAUUGGUCCGUCGUCCUGUAGGUCCUCCUUCAAGCUUCAAAAGUCAAAAUGCUAACAUACACAGUCGCACACCGCAAGGCCAGCAAAUCUCCUAUGAUCGAUCCAAUCGGCGCAUUACAACCACGAUGCGCGCUACGUCGCGCCGUCCUAGUUUCGAGCACGGACAACGCACUUCAUCGCGCGAACUAUGUCCACUGUGUCAACAACCUUUGCGAGCGGAUGCGCAAGAUGUUGGCUCAAAUGCAAGUUAUGUCCAUCCAGAGUACUUUGGGUACUUGGCCACUUGCCUUGAGCAAGAAGAGAGUGUCUCUGACGAGAGAGACGCUGAAGACUCUACCUUCGACUUCUCUGAUCAUAUACGGCCCAGCGCAUUCAACGAUGGCUACUUUGACCGUUUCUUUGUCGUCGAAGGACUACUGGGACGCGGUGGACGCGGUGAAGUGAGCAAAGUGCGUCAUGUCUUGGAAGACUGCGAUCUCGGGACUUUUGCACUCAAGCGCUGUAGUGUCGGCGAUUCGCAUGCCUGGCUGACAAAAAUGCUUCGCGAGGUACAGAGUCUCAAGUUUCAGCAUGAGAACCUUGUUCGCUACAAUCACGUUUGGUUGGAGCAUGCACAGUUGUCCUUGCAGGGGCCACGCAUACCUGUUCUACACAUCCUACAAGAGCAUUGCAACGGCGGUGAUCUCGAAGCCUAUGUUUUGCGCCGUUGUGGCAAAGUGGAACCUACUGUGCAAGAAUUGAAAGCACGGCAUCGAAGGCAGUCACGUGGUGAGAUGGCAGAGGAAACUCUCGGUGGUAUGACUAUGGAUAUCAUCUUCUCCAUCUUCAAAGAUCUGGUCGCAGGCAUGGCUAUAUUGCAUGAACAGGAUGUCAUUCACCGAGACCUCAAACCAUCAAAUUGUCUUCUCGACUUUCGCGAUGAUACCCGUGCACCAUUACCCAGAGCCGUUGUGUCUGACUUUGGUGAAGCUCAAUUCGGACUGUCCAACAAUGCCGAUGCACGCAAGGGUGGCACAGGCACACUCCUCUAUACUGCACCAGAAAUUGUGCGUGGCGAGCCGUGGACGCAGGCUGCCGACAUUUUUUCUCUCGGCAUGAUACUCUACUUCAUGACACACGAGGGCCAGCUUCCUUACCUCACACCUGAGAGUGACUUCAACCAAUUGCGCACUGAGAUUGCCGAGUUUGCUGGCUAUGACAGCGAUAGGAGACAACCCCACAAAGAGCUCGACUUGCUCCUUUCAAAAUUGCUGGCGCCACAUGCGCUCAAUCGUCCGACGUGCAAGGAUUUGCUAUCGCUCGUGCAGUCUUCACAACGACCCUGGUCGACCUCUUCGACGAUUGCUGAUAUCGCAUUGCCAAGCACUGGGUUGCGCCGCUUGUCGAGCUUGCCCGGUGGACGACCUGCAGCAUUGCAGCACGAUCCUGUACAGCCACAAACCACUCAUGCCACUGAAAAGAGUCUGUCAACCGUUGGUCCCGGUGAAAAGCUUGCGCUGCUUGAGCCACAAGUGAGCGCGUCGUCGCUUACACCCUCUAAACUCUUCCAAAAUCUGUUCCCAUUGGUCCUGGUCAUUCACUUUGCUCUGGUCAGCACGAGGUGUAGUCCUGACGCUGUCUCGACGAUUGGCUUAGUCCUUCUAGCAGCAAGUGUAGGAGUGCUGACGCUUUGCCGGCAGCGAGGUAUGAGCGCAACGCAGAUCUGUGCGCUCAUGACUGCAUUAUUCAUUUUGUUCUGCUAUAUGCUGCCAUCGCGCUUGCUCUGUGUUUGAUUGCAGCGACACGCAACAGGCUUUAUGUCGGGGAAAAGCUAAUUUUGCCAUCAGCUAAUUGCUGGCGGACUCAAGACAGUUAUUCUUUGCGCAGCCACGGACACAUACUUGUCAAAUUCCCGUCAGGUGUUCAAUGCUUUUUGGUAAUGCAUUUCUGAUCUGAUUGCGGCAAAGCAGUCAUCGUCUUUUAUCUUGGAAGACAGGAUGUGUUGUGUUGCUUGACCUGAAUAAUCAAUACAUGAUCCCGGCGCCGACGAAUGUACUUUGCGGUAAAGGUUGAAUUGUAAGUCGAUUUCAGUUGCUAGAACAUCCACUAGCUGUGACGAGGACAGGGUUGGAAUGAGCAACCUCGCGCCCGUUUGAGAUUCAAGGCGAACGAAAUAACCUCACGCACCUGACCAAUUUGACUUGGUCUUCCCGUUGAAGUGUGCAUUGGACGUAUCCUAUC